AUGAGGCUUGACUUUCCAGGCAUGCUAAUUGCUCAAUAUGCUUUAGUAUCAGCAAACAUCUACAAGUUCUCGAAGAGGCUAGUGGUUGGGAAUAUACAUGUCCUGUUUAAUCCUAAGCAUGGGGAUAUCAAGCUAGGCCAGCCAGCUGCCAAACGAAGGCUUCUGAGGCUCCAAGCGGAGGUCCCUGUGUUUAGUACACAGACUUCUAAGGCUCCAAGCGGAGGAGGGAAGACACCUGCACAAAGAAUCAAGUGGACACCAAAGGAGGAUGUCAUCCUCAUCUCCGUGUGGCUGAAUACGAGUAAAGAUCCGGUCGUUGGUAACAACCAGAAAGCGUCUGCCUUUUGGAGCCGCAUAUGCUCGUACUACAACAACUCAAAGCAUCUCGCCGGUCAGCCAAAAAGAGAAGCCGGGCAGUGCAAGCAACGUUGGUGUAGGAUCAAUGAUCAAGUUUGCAAGUUCGUAGGAUGCUAUGAAGCAGCUACGAUAGAGAAGACCAGCGGCCAGAAUGAAAAUGAUGUCAUGAAAGGUGCCCAUGACAUUUUUUUUAAUGAUCAUGGCUUCAAGUUUGUCUUAGAACAUGCAUGGCGCGAGUUAAGACACGACCAGAAAUGGUGCAGAGCCUCUGCUCUAAAAGACAGUGCAAGCUUGAAAAGAAAAAAGCUGGAUGAAGGUGGAUCGGGUCAGUCGUCUAACAAUGUGGAGGCCGGAGUCCCUGAUGCUGCAGAGAUGCGACCACCAGGAGUGAAAGCGUCUAAAGCAAAAGCCAAGAAGCAAAACGGCUGUAAAGAAGAGGGUAAAGCACUUCUCGAGUUUCAGAACUUGUGGAGUAUUAGGCAAAAAGAUCUGGAGUUGAAGGCUGAAAUUGCUAAGAGUAGACAACAAGAUAUGGAGAUGAAGUCAAAACUCGCUAAGCACAAAACCCUGGACAAUCUCCUAGCGAAACCUGAGCCACUAUCUGACAUCGAAAAUGCCCUAAAGAACAAGUUGAUUUCUGAGUUGUUAUCUUGA
This is a messenger RNA of Eutrema salsugineum, 1011 nucleotides long. RefSeq names its product glutathione S-transferase T3-like. The record is from RefSeq and is a predicted model, not a curated record. NCBI's taxonomy places the organism in Eukaryota, Viridiplantae, Streptophyta, Magnoliopsida, Brassicales, Brassicaceae. Bases 1 to 1011 code for a protein of 336 amino acids. The transcript has 3 exons.